Molecule: messenger RNA, 1161 nt
Organism: Chinchilla lanigera (long-tailed chinchilla)
Lineage: Eukaryota; Metazoa; Chordata; Mammalia; Rodentia; Chinchillidae
Gene: Drd4
Product: dopamine receptor D4
Biological process (GO): adenylate cyclase-inhibiting dopamine receptor signaling pathway; adenylate cyclase-activating adrenergic receptor signaling pathway
Cellular component (GO): plasma membrane
Molecular function (GO): dopamine neurotransmitter receptor activity, coupled via Gi/Go; G protein-coupled receptor activity
Source: RefSeq, a predicted model, not a curated record
ACUCGCUGGUGUGCCUGAGCGUGGCCUCCGAGCGCACCCUGCAGACGCCCACCAACUACUUCAUCCUGAGCCUGGCGGCCGCCGACCUACUCCUCGCGCUGCUCGUGCUGCCGCUCUUCGUCUACUCGGAGGUCCACGGCGGCGAGUGGCUCCUGAGCCCCCGUCUCUGCGACGCGCUCAUGGCCAUGGACGUCAUGCUCUGCACCGCCUCGAUCUUCAACCUGUGUGCCAUCAGCGUGGACAGGUUUGUGGCCGUGACGGUGCCGCUGAGCUACGGCCGGCAGGGCCGGCGUCAGCUAUUGCUCAUUGGCGCCACGUGGCUGCUGUCCGCCGCGGUGGCAGCGCCGGUGCUUUUCGGCCUCAACGACGUGCGCGGGCGCGAUCCGGCCGUGUGCCGCCUCGAAGACCGCGACUACGUGGUGUACUCGUCCGUGUGCUCUUUCUUCCUGCCCUGCCCGCUCAUGCUGCUGCUCUACUGGGCCACCUUCCGUGGCUUGCGUCGCUGGGGCGCUGCCCGGCGCGCCAAGCUGCACGCACAGGUGCCCCGCCGGCCCAGCGGCCCCGGCCCGCCCCCGCUCCCCGAGCUCCCCGGGGGCCCCCGCGCCCCGGACCGUGCGGACUCCUCGCCCGGCCUCCCCUACGCCUUGGACCCACAGGACUCCGCUCCCGAGCUCCCCUGCGCCACAGACCCUGCGGACCCCGCACCCCAGCUGCCCCGCGCGCUGGACUGUGCGGAUCCCGCGCCGGGCCUCCCCGGGGAUCCCUGCAGCGAGGACUGUGCCGCUCUGGACGCCAUCCCCGAAGGGGCGCUCCCGCCGCACGCCCGCAGGAGGCGGCGCGCCAAGAUCACCAGCCGCGAGCGCAAAGCCAUGAGGGUUCUGCCGGUGGUGGUCGGGGCUUUCCUGGUGUGCUGGACACCCUUCUUCGUGGUGCACAUCACGCGCGCGCUGUGUCCCGCCUGCGCCGUGCCCCCGCGCCUGGUCAGCGCCGUCACCUGGCUGGGCUACGUCAACAGUGCCCUCAACCCCGUCAUCUACACUGUCUUCAAUGCCGAGUUCCGCACCGUCUUCCGCAAGGCGCUGAACCUGGGUUGCUGAGCGAGCGCCGGGCAUGGAGCCCAGCCUGGAGGGCACAAGCGCUGGUCUGAUUAAACCGAUUGCU